AUGAAUCCUUUAAUGGACUUCGGUCUGUUGCUUGCUGAGGACUGCGCAGUGCGGACUGGUCCACUUGGAACAUCCGUUGCAGCCGUGGACAAUCCAGUUCGAACUGAGUUGCUCAAAGUACGAAUUUUUGAUUUCUCUUUUGGCGGUCUGAUGACAAUGUAUUUGUCUGAUGUAUUUGACGCAAGAUUAGAGGUAGCAGAGCUCACGAUGAUAGAAUUUGAUGCUGUUGCACCUCCGGUAGCACUUAGCGAUGUGCUUGGAUCUAUAGAAUCAAAUGAAUUCGAUUCAAGUUUCAGGUCGAUGGAUGUUGGCAUGGAGCAUGCACCUGGUCCGCGCAGACAAGUUGCAUCUGAUCCGAGUUUAUCAGUAGUGGAACUUUGCGGAAAUGUUGGAAUUGAUUUACUGUUAAACUGA
This is a messenger RNA of Gongylonema pulchrum, 414 nucleotides long. The record is from the annotation of a GenBank genome assembly. NCBI's taxonomy places the organism in Eukaryota, Metazoa, Nematoda, Chromadorea, Rhabditida, Gongylonematidae.